AUGAAGUUCAUCGCCAUCACCACCGUCCUCCUCACCAGCCUCUUGUCCGCCACAUCGGCCCUCGAGCCUGCUCCACCCACAAACAGCUUCCACGAGCGACGACAGGUUGCCGGAGGCAUGGAGACUCAGAACCUGGUCGUAGCCGAAGGCAUGCUCAACUCGGCACGCUCCGGCUCCGUCGGCAAGAUCCGCCGCCGCCGUCUCCAGGAGGCCCAGGAGCGGAAGUGCGUCAAGUUCCCGUCGACCGACUGCGAGAAGUGCAUGGACACACUGGUUUCGACUGCCAUUUUUGAGGUCAUGGGCUGCGGUGUUGCGGCGCUUGGUGUGGGCGCUGUUGGCGGAGGGGCCACGGCUGCCCUUGCCGCCAUGGGCUUCUUGGCCUGCGACGGAGUGGCGUAUAGCAGUUAUGAGAAGGGUUUGAUUGACAAUUCUUCCAAGUUUCGCGCCGACAAUAAUCUUUUGUCAUGGCGCUCCAAGUACCAAAUGGACAUGGGUCAUCUGCUGGGUCUUCUAUGCUCAACCUCUGAAGCCUUCUGCGAUGCCAGAGCGUAUCUCGAAGAAAAGUUCAGAGACAAACCCAAGGAGUUGGCGUGGCUCAAUUCCGCGACUUCCACCAGUCUUGAGGACAUACUUAGCACUACAAGAGCUGCCGAGGCUAAGCACCGCGGAGAUUCUCGAAGCUCCAGCCCGUUUAUGAGCGGGUUGAACGGUCUGUCGAAAAGAAUCAGGUUUUACGGGCAGGUCUUCGAUACUCUGUCGCAACAUCACCCCGAAUAUGUUUCCCUCGUCUGGGGGAUGAUGAAAUUCAUUCUCAUGGUAUCUUCUCAACCCAUCGACCCUAAACCGCUUCAAGGACCAUCUGUACAUGUACUUACGACGUUCCAGGGUAUCAUCGAGUAUGCCAACACUGUUGCGCAAUUCUCCCAAGAGCUCUCGAAUAUUGCGGAAAUAUUAUCCAUUGUGAAAGUCAGCGCCGAUCUCUACCAGACAGACCAGAUGAAAGACGCUGUUGCCAAUCUGUAUGCACAAGUACUCCUUUUUCUGAGGAAGGCCACAAAGUGGUAUACACUUCGCCGUGCCCGUCGAGUCCUUAGCACAUUAUGGACGCCAUAUGAGAUCAAGUACAAGGCGAUUGCUGAAGAAAUCAAAGCUUGCGCGCUAUCUAUCAAUCGAAUCUCAGAUAUGGAGGAGAGAGUCGAACUAAGAGACGUCAACACGUUCUUGAGGAUCGUGAGUGACAAAUCAGAAGCGAGAGACAGCAAGACUUUGGCGAUGCAGUGCGUCUUCGCAGACACGCAGUCGAAGCAGGCUGGAAUUCUGAACGAGUUAUUACAAAACCAAAAGCGUGAGAGAACUCUGUAG
Messenger RNA from Colletotrichum karsti, 1362 nucleotides. RefSeq lists its product as uncharacterized. The record is from RefSeq and is a predicted model, not a curated record. Lineage: Eukaryota; Fungi; Ascomycota; Sordariomycetes; Glomerellales; Glomerellaceae. The transcript has 3 exons. Bases 1 to 1362 code for a protein of 453 amino acids.